Molecule: messenger RNA, 4054 nt
Organism: Xiphophorus couchianus (Monterrey platyfish)
Lineage: Eukaryota; Metazoa; Chordata; Actinopteri; Cyprinodontiformes; Poeciliidae
Product: frizzled-7-A-like
Exons: 1
Coding region: 481-2181 (566 amino acids)
Biological process (GO): non-canonical Wnt signaling pathway; canonical Wnt signaling pathway
Cellular component (GO): plasma membrane
Molecular function (GO): Wnt receptor activity; Wnt-protein binding
Source: RefSeq, a predicted model, not a curated record
GAAACCGGCGGAAUCCUCGCGGAGAGAGGGGAGCGAGCCUCUGGACUUUCAACCGCCCAGCAUGUGAGCCGACGGUCGGCGUGAAGUUUAGCCGAAAAGCCCUGGAAAUACUGCCCGUUUCUGAGUCUGGAUUUUGGACUGAGCAACAGCUGAACGCGCUGGGGUUGUUUUAUGUAGAUUUUUUUUAAAUAGACGUGAGUUGAACUGCAGUUUUCCACGGAGUGUGAGUGAAGAGUGGACUGCUUGGAGUCACUUACAAAGAACAUUAAGAAGUCAUGACACGACGAACGUUUUACUUGGAUUUAUCUUCGUGAACUACAAGUGAAAAGUCGACACAAGCCGCUGAAACUCAAACAAAGUGGACUAAAAGUUAGGGCUGUCGACAUUUAUCGUGGAUUUUUCACCGUUUUCGGACGUUUUUAAGUCUCUGUACUUGGAUCAAAGUUUUUCUAUCCCACCCCCUCCUCCUCCUCUUCAGCUAUGGCGGCGGCCAGGUUCACCGCUGGCUCCGCGCUGCUGCGGAUCAUGUGGCUGCUGUGCGGGAUUUCUCUCUCACCCACUUCUUCUGCUCAGCAUCACAACAGCGAAAGUGGGAUAUCCGUCCCGGAGCACGGUUUCUGCCAGCCCAUCUCCAUCCCGCUCUGCACCGACAUCGCCUACAACCAGACCAUCAUGCCGAACCUCCUGGGCCACACCAACCAGGAGGACGCCGGGCUGGAGGUGCACCAGUUCUACCCGCUGGUGAAGGUCCAGUGCUCCCCGGAUCUCAAGUUCUUCCUGUGCUCCAUGUACGCCCCGGUUUGCACGGUGCUGGAGCAGGCCAUCCCGCCGUGUCGGUCGCUGUGUGAGCGGGCACGGCAGGGAUGUGAAGCCCUGAUGAAUAAAUUCGGCUUCCAGUGGCCGGACCGCCUCCGUUGCGAGGCUUUCCCCGUCCACGGAGGCGGGGAGAUCUGCGUGGGGCAGAACACAUCGGAACCCGGCAGCCCGUCUUCCUCCUCGUCUCCCCGCGCACCCGAACCCGUGACCCCUCCACCCAUAGGUGGUGGACAGCACACUCAUCGGAUCCCGCCCAACCAGUUCUCCUGCCCCCUACAGCUGGAGGUGCCGCCCUACCUGGGCUACAAAUUCAUGGGGGUCAGAGACUGCGGCGCCCCAUGCGAGCCCACAAAACCCAGCGGGAUCAUGUAUUUUCGAGAAGACGAGGUGAAGUUCGGAAGACUUUGGGUCGGGAUCUGGUCCAUACUGUGCUGCGUGAGCACUCUGUUCACAGUGCUCACCUAUUUAGUGGACAUGAGGAGGUUCAGGUACCCAGAGCGGCCCAUCAUCUUCCUGUCCGGCUGCUACUUCAUGGUGGCCGUGGCCUACGCUGCUGGGUUCUUUCUGGAGGACAAGGUAGUAUGCGUGGAUAAAUUCAAGGGGGAGGCCUAUAGGACUGUGGCUCAGGGUACCAAAAAGGAGGGCUGCACCAUCCUGUUCAUGGUGCUCUACUUCUUCGGCAUGGCCAGCUCCAUCUGGUGGGUCAUCCUGUCCCUGACUUGGUUCCUCUCCGCCGGAAUGAAAUGGGGUCACGAGGCAAUAGAGGCCAACUCCCAGUACUUCCACCUGGCCGCGUGGGCUGUCCCGGCCAUCAAAACCAUCACAAUCCUUGCAAUGGGCCAGGUGGACGGAGACGUCCUGACCGGAGUGUGCUUCGUGGGGAUCUUCAACGUGGAUGCCUUACGCGGUUUCGUACUAGCGCCGCUGUUCGUCUACCUGUUCAUCGGUACUUCCUUCCUGUUGGCUGGCUUCGUGUCGCUUUUCCGGAUCCGCACCAUCAUGAAACAUGACGGCACCAAAACGGAGAAGCUGGAGAAGCUGAUGGUUCGGAUCGGGGUGUUCAGCGUCCUCUACACGGUUCCGGCCACCAUCGUGAUUGCCUGUUAUUUCUACGAGCAGGCCUUCAGGGAGCAAUGGGAGCGCACCUGGCACAUGCACACCUGCAAGCGCUUCGCCGUCCCCUGCCCGGUCCACAACUUCGCCCCCAUGACCCCGGACUUCACCGUGUUCAUGAUCAAAUAUCUGAUGACCAUGAUCGUCGGCAUAACUUCCGGUUUCUGGGUCUGGUCCGGGAAGACCCUCCAGUCCUGGCGGAGUUUCUACAAGCGUCUCAGCAACGGGAACCACGGAGAGACGACGGUGUGAGGGCGAAACAUGCGUGAAAAUGAGGUCAAAAAGCUUUCAUUUCAUUAAUCCUAGUUGGAUUUUUAUUUUUUUUAAACUGAGUUAAAGUGUUUUACUGUUGUGGCAGAAGCACACAACACCUUUAAGGAAGUUGGACAACCUUCCAAUAUAUUCACUAACUCCCCCGUUCCCCAUUUUGUCAAAGAAAUCAUGACUUUUGUAUUCUUGGACCAUAAACUGCUAUAAAAUGGCCAUGCAAAGACUUAACCCUUUAUAUAUACAUAUAUAUUCCUUUGUUACAAUUUGAAUGUACUCCCUAUUCGCCCUUGAGUUUGUCAGUGGACUGUGCGAGAAAAACAAUGAGAUAAAAUAAUUUCAUUCAUUCAUUAGGGAAAUUACUGCAAAGCUUUAAUUGAUGUUAGAGUUUGCAGGGUACAAUCUCUUCUGCUUUAAAUGGGAGGAAUAGUUAAUCACCAUGUUUAUGUGCCAAGUGGCUGCCUAGAUUUUCCUCUUUUUUUAAUCUUCUGACUGAUGAAUAUUCACUUCUGUUUUGAAUGUUCACUCCGAAGUUGAAUGAAGUUAUGUACUGGUUUGCACAGUGAUCGUAAAUGUAAAAAAAAAAGACUGUUACACCACAGAUUGACCUGGAUUUUGCUUUUUUAAUUUUUUUUAUUUUUAAAGGCCACACACACAUGCUUACAGAAACCUGGAGACACAACGGCUCAUUGUUAGUCUCUGUGUGUGGUCUCUCUACUUUUGGAUUACCCAUCAAAAAAGCUUUUUUUCCCCCCUCUUUAAAGCCUUUAAGGCACCCAAAGCACCAUUUCAGUGAUCCAGAUUUAAUCCAUGGGAGUGCAAAUGGUUGUUCUGGAGCUCUAAUGUUAUUUUAUCCGGGAUAAAAUUGUACUCUGAGUUAGCACCUGCAUUCUGCUUGGUGUAACUUGCCUUAUUUUUCUUUUAAUUUCAUGAAGUGUUACAUUCUUGCAAGCCGACUGAACAUUUUUAGAUGUUUUUUUUACUUGUUUUUACUUGUCUGUUUUUUUUUUUUUACAGAAGCUUAAAAAUCUGAGAAGUUGCAUGUUGUUUCUGUGUUAGAAGGAGGUCAAAUAGAAGAGUUUGUUACUGAGGAGAGGGUUGUUUUAGGAAAUAAAAAAACUGGUUUACCAGAUUGUGAGAAAAGAAAGUUAAGGUUGUGUUGUACCUGACUUUUAAUCAUGAUGAUUUCCUAGUUUUUUUGAUACAGGAUUGUAUAGAAAUAACACUUUAUUUUAGGCUUAAACCUGAGUUUAAUUGCUUUUAGUUAAAGUGAGACGACUCCUGUUGAAUGUCUUUGUCUUAUCUUGAUUAGGAGAAGUAAUUACCGGAGUCGACUUGACGCUUGCAGCAUUUAAAACAAGUGACUUCGUCAUUCAGACUAAACAAAGAAAUUAGUGGCGUUUUGUCAGGAGUCAGCUGAAACCGCCUGCUUCUCGUCUUGUAGCACAUUUUCACAAACAAUGAGAGCAAGUCAGCAGUUUGACCUUCGCGGUUAUUUAAAUUCCUAAACAUGCCCUGUUGUUCUUUAUGUAUAUCUCACUAAAAUUGUGCAUACUUCGUACUUCAUGCUGUAUUUAAAGGCAGUUUGUAUAUACCAUGCUGUUUUCUUCUUCUCCUCCUCACAUGGAUGUACUACAUACCUCAAGACCUGGUUAAGUUCUGCUCAACAGAAAAAUGUCACUUCAUGCAUUUUUACCAAACAAAGCAAAGUGAUUCUGUUAUUGCUACCAGACUGACACGUUUAGUUUGUUCUGUUUGCAGAAGGAAAAUUAGUUUUUUUGUGUUUUCAGAACAUAUGCAAACCAGCCAGCAAACAGAGACUCUUGAUUUUUAAAUGCAUAUUGUAUUUAAGGGGGGG